Fusarium redolens is the source of this 1656-nucleotide messenger RNA. RefSeq names its product chondroitin AC/alginate lyase. Gene Ontology annotation, cellular component: periplasmic space. The record is from RefSeq and is a predicted model, not a curated record. Lineage: Eukaryota; Fungi; Ascomycota; Sordariomycetes; Hypocreales; Nectriaceae. Gene Ontology annotation, molecular function: lyase activity. The transcript is spliced from 2 exons. The coding region runs from base 52 to 1509 and encodes 485 amino acids.
CUUCAUUCUAUCGUUUGCUAGGAGCCACGCUCGUUAACAUUUCUUUUCAUUAUGACACUCAUUUAUACCAUCUUGUUUUCUUUUCUUCUUCCUCUUUCCUACGCUUUCACUCACCCUGGUCUGCUGGUCACCGACACAGAUAUUAGUCGCAUCAAGACCAAGCUCGCUGACAAGAAAGAGCCUUGGACUGCGUCAUGGAAUAAGCUGACAAGCAUUCCAUUUGCUAGUGCCGACUACAAGAACAAUGCAGUCAAAGAAGUCAACCGAGGCCAAAAUGGGGAGGCCCUAUGGCAUGAUGCAGCUGCUGCGUUCAACCUCGCUCUGCGCUGGAAAAUCAGCGGAGAAGACCGGUAUGCAGAAACCGCAUCGGAAAUCCUAAUUGCUUGGGCAGACACUCUGGAGAUUCUCAGUGGAGGCGACGACGCCUAUCUUACAGCAGGAUUGCAGGGGUACGAGCUUGCUAACGCUGCAGAGCUUCUCCGCGACUUCGAGCCAUUUGCAAAGAAUGGACUAUCCAAAGUUAUUAGCAUGUUUAGCAAAAUAUUCUUGCCGAUGAAUCUCGAUUUCCUCAAUCACGUUCUGGGGUCAGAGCACAAUGUCAAGCACUUCUUUGCCAAUUGGGAACAGUGCAACAUUGCUUCUACUAUGGCUAUCGCAGUCCUCACGGACAAUCAAACCACCUGGGACUUUGCUGUUGACUACUUCAAGCAUGGUGAGGGCAAUGGGGCUAUCAACAACGGUAUCUCGAACAUUGUUGAAGAGCCAGGUACCGGAAGAGCACUCGGCCAAGGGCAAGAAUCUGGUCGGGACCAAGGCCAUUCGGCGAUGAACUUCCAGGUGCUGGGUGCCAUUGGACAGCAGGCAUGGAAUCAAGGGGAAGAUCUCUUUGCUUACAAUGACAGCCGCAUUCUUCUCGGAGCCGAGUACUUCGCUCGAUACAAUCUCGGAAAUGAUGUUCCAUUCGAGCCUUACACAAACGGCAUCGUCUCCUUCGAUGUUAUCAGCGAAGCCUCCCGUGGUGCGGUUCGACCGGCUUGGGAGCUACUUUAUAAUCAUUAUGUUAACAUCAAAGGCCUUGAUGCGCCUUGGACAACAGCAUACCUGAACAACUCCUUGGAGUUUUUCGGUGGAUUUGAGGGCGGGGCUGGAUCUUGGGGUGAAGGCUCAGGCCACUAUGAUGGACUUGGCUGGGGUUCUCUCCUGCAUCAUCUGGAUAAAUCUGAUAUCCAGGCUGAGAAGUCCUCCGUUGCCGGCCCAGGACCAAGCACAGCCACGUUAGAGAGUCAGCCAACGUCAACAACUCUAGCGACAGUCCGUACUACCUCUAGAUCAAAGACGGCAAUCGCUGAUGAAGGCGCCGAGAGCUUUACGGUGAAGCCAUCUGCCGUAAACGCCCAUCAUUCUUCUACGACAACUGCCACGGCAAUUCCACAAAUUACGGAAAAGCCAGGAAAAGGAUGUCGUGCAAGGAGGCCGAAGAGUAACCGGCAUCGCUCAGUUGUAAACUAGGAAGUUGAGUCGGAAGAACUUUUAUCAAAUAGCUGAGCCCCUAUCGGAUGAGUAUUGGAAAUAACCCGAGGGUGGUUGUCUUGGUAGCGCUCCCUCAAGGCGAUGACUAUUCGUUCGCGUUUCUGCUUUCGAAUGAGAAUCAAGGGG